AACAGAGAUGGCGAUGUGAUCGCCGAUAUCGAAACAGCCGCCUAACAGAGAGUAAAGGAUAGAAACCACUAGGAGUUUCCAAAUGUCAAUUGUCAUUUGUUUCGUGAUGUCACCUGAAUAAGUCAGCUGACUUCAGCAGGACUGUAGGGAGGAUUAAGCUGCUGAAGAGGUUUCGUUCUAUAGUUUAUCAAAAUGUCUGGAAAAGAGAGACUUGCGAUUUUCCCUUCUAGAGGUGCACAGAUGCUGAUGAAAGCUAGAUUAAAAGGAGCUCAAAAAGGUCACAGUUUGCUGAAAAAGAAAGCAGAUGCCCUUCAAAUGAGAUUCCGGACAAUUCUGGGGAAAAUAAUUGAGACGAAGACCCUAAUGGGCGAAGUCAUGAAGGAGGCAGCGUUUUCCUUGGCGGAAGCCAAAUUUGCCACUGGAGAUUUCAACCAAGUUGUUUUGCAAAAUGUUACCAAAGCACAAAUUAAAGUUCGAACCAAGAAGGAUAAUGUUGCAGGAGUUACACUGCCUGUGUUUGAGAGUUAUCAGGAUGGAACGGACACGUACGAGUUGGCUGGUCUGGCUCGUGGUGGUCAGCAACUGGCCAAACUCAAGAAGAACUACCAGAGUGCUAUCAAGUUGCUCGUGGAACUAGCCUCUCUGCAGACCUCGUUUGUCACUCUGGAUGAUGUCAUUAAACUCACAAACAGGCGUGUCAAUGCGAUUGAACAUGUGAUCAUUCCUCGUAUUGAGCGUACACUGGCAUAUAUUAUUUCUGAAUUGGAUGAACUUGAACGAGAAGAGUUUUACCGGUUGAAGAAAAUCCAAGACAAAAAGCGAAUAGCUCGUCAGAAAGCAGAAGCUAAAGUUGAAGAAUUGAAGAAAGCAGCUCUAGCAACUGGCAUGGACGUUCCCGUGGUUAAUAACAUGCUUGAUGAAGGUGACGAAGACUUGUUGUUUUAAUCUGUUGUACAGUUACUUCCUCAUGAAUGUAUAUACAUUAGUUUCAUCAGAACGAUUGUAGAGAACCUAAAGGGACAUGGUGUUCUGCUGUAAUAUAAACAAUGUGCAAUUGUUGAUAUGUUUUUCUUCUUGCAAUGUCUCAAACAUUCCACCGAGUUGCUUUCAUUGUGAACAAUGAGAUUUAUAACUUGAAAUAUUUGAAUGCAACACAGGUAAUGGAAAUUUUUUGUGUAAUUUGAGAAACAAGUCAUUAAAUGUUCCCUAACUGUAGAUAAAUUUUGUCUCUGGUGGAUGUAACUUCCAUGUUUAGAGGUUAUUGGUGUAUAGCUCUAUUGUACUCGUGCAAUAUAUGUGUGUACAGUGUACUAUUAUAUGAUGUAAAUGAUGUAAUGUAAUGUAAUGUUGAACAUGUGUGUAAUUGCUCAUGAUCAGAAAUAAAUCUUUAAUCCACUUU
This is a messenger RNA of Gryllus bimaculatus (two-spotted cricket), 1399 nucleotides long. The record is from the annotation of a GenBank genome assembly. NCBI's taxonomy places the organism in Eukaryota, Metazoa, Arthropoda, Insecta, Orthoptera, Gryllidae.